GUUUCAUUCUUUGAUGAUUAAACUAAUUCAAUCUUUCUGUUUUUGUAAAUCUUUUUUCGCUUAUUCUAAAUUUUGAACAAAAGAAAUAAUUUAAAAAAAAGACUUACCAUGCCUGCAGUUUCCUGUCUCCUGCAUAUCCUUGUGCUUUCUCUUUCUGACAGGAAAUUUACAUUUUCCCUAUAUUUCGGAUUUGAAAAAUCCCAUUUUUUAAGCAUAUUCUGAGCUACUUGUUCCCCAUUUCUCUGCAAUACACUCUCUUUCUAUAUCUGUAUCUAUUAUUUCAAUGAUAGUUACCACAACCCUUUAUUACAGACUUCUCUGAAGCUACCUGGAAGAUACCACAAACAAGCAUUUUGAGCUAAAAUGCAAUUUAAGCUUCAAUUCUGGAUCUAAAGUUAUAAUCUUUUCUUGAUUUAAAAGACCCCCAUUUGAAUUAAAGCUAUAAAAAUGGUGGGUUUAGUAGAAUCUUGGUGUUUCUGUAAUGGGGUGGCAUUUUGAUCUAAAAUGCUAUUUUAGCUUCAAUUCUGGAUUUAAAGUUACAAUCUUUUCUUGAUUUAAAAGAACCCCAUUUGAAUUGAAGCUGCAAUGAUGGUGCGUUUAGUAGAAUCUUGGUUUCUGUAAUGGAGGUGACAUUUUGAGCUAAAAUGCUAUUUCAGCUUCAGUUCUGGAUUUAAAGUUACAAUCUUUUCUUGAAUUAAAAGAACCCCAUUUGAAUUAAAGCUAUAAAAAUGGUGGGUUUAGUAGAAUCUUGGUGUUUUUGUAAUGGGGGUGGCAAGUCUGAGAAAAUGAAAGGUACCAUUUUUUCAAGCAAAGGUCCUGCUAUGGCUCGUAUAGCUGCUACUGGUACUGGUUUCUUGAUCCACCGGAAUCUGCUGCUUACAACACAUGUUAUUCUUCCUUCUGUGGCUGCUGCUGAAUCUGCUGAGAUCCACCUCCAAAAUGGUGUAGCUGCUUGCCUUUUUCCCCACAGGUUCUUUAUUACGAGCUCUAUACUGGAUCUGACUAUAGUGGGCCUUGAUGUCAUGGAUGGAGACACAAAUGCGAAUGUUCAGCAACCUCACUACCUGAAAACUUGUUCCAAACCUAGUCUGGAGCUGGGUAAUGUCGUUUAUCUGUUAGGUUAUAGCGAGAAAAAGGAGUUGACAGCUGGCGAAGGAAAAGUGGCAAUAGCCACUGACAAUCUUAUAAAGCUGUCAACUGAUGGAAUAACUUGGAGGCCGGGUUCUGCUGGUUUUGAUGUUCAUGGCAAUCUUGCCUUUAUGGUAUGUGAUCCUAUGAAGCUAGCAACAUCUCCUAACUCCAAAUCCUCGUCAACUUCACCGUCCCCAUUAUCAUCAUGGAAAGACUGUCCUAUGCAAUUUGGCAUACCGUUACCUAUCAUAUGCGACUGGUUGAACCAACACUGGGAAGGGAGCCUUGAUGACCUCAACAAACCCAAGUUACCGCUGAUUCGGCUGAUGUCGUCUGGUCAAAAGAGUGAGCAUUCUUGUGCCUCCUUCACAAUGCGGCGCAUUUUUAAGUCAACUGAAGCUGAUAAUGAAGGGACACCAUCAUCUUCGAACCGAAUAUCGAGACCUAGAGAGGAUCCGGGACCAAGCUGUUCUGCUGUUGCCACUAAUUUGGAAGAGGAAGCAGUAACUCCUGAUCCGCAUGCUAUUAUCACUCAUGUCCAGGGAGUUCCAACUCCUGAAAUUUUUGAGUCGCGAAAGUUAACUUCAACACCAGCUAGGAAGAAGGAAAGUAGUACUCAAAUCCAGCUUUUGGAUAUUAAUUUUCCACCAAGGAUUAUUAAAACUGCUGAGUCACCACAGCUUGCCCGUAAGAUCUUAUCCAAUGCUGAUGAUAAUUUUAUCAAUAAAGCGAGAGAAGAAAAAUCAAGUGGCGCUGAGGUUUCCUCGACUGGAUCUGUUAAUGGGGCCCAGAGUGAGGUUCAAUCAAGUUCCUCUCUCAUAGAAGUAUUGGAAGCUCAAAAUGAAUACAGUAGCGAUGGAGAGACGACAAUGUACUCUGCAGAAACUGCUGAAAGCCGAAACUAUCCAAGUCCUAAAGGGGGAAAGUUUCAGCAAGUAGGCAGAAGCCAAAGUUGUGUUAACUACAACAGAUGGAAGCCGACUUCAAAAAUUUCAGCAGCUCGUAGGGCAACGCAAGAACAGAAGAGGAGCACUAUGCAAGGAAGAAAGGUCUAUUCACAAGGGGCAACUUCUCAAAGGAGUAACGACUAUUACAGCCCGACAGUAGCUUCAAUCAUGAAGAAACGGAAUAACUUGGAGCUGCAAACCAAACCCCGUCUAAGUGCAGGAAAUUCAUCGCCAAGAUGGAAUUUCUGAUUGAGAAAUUCUGAAAAAAAAUCAUUCUUUUUAUCAAGCUCUCCUUUUUUUGGGCUUAUAUACAGGUUAUAUUGGUGAUUUACUGGGACUUGAAUGACAUUCACUAGUUAAGGAUUGGCUAGUAACUGCUGCUUAUCAUUCUGUUGGCUGACAAAGCAAAAUAGGUGAUACAACAUAGAAAUUCAAGUGUAAUGAGAAGUGAAAACAAAGGAAAUGUGUGGUACUGUAUUCUCUGAGGUAAAUAAUUCUCAGAAAAAGUAACUUGCUUUUUCUGAAGUGUAACUUAACCUCAUUUUGAUGCAAUUCCUUAUUAUGUAUAUUUACUCUAUGCAAACCAAUAAAAUUGGCUUCACUUUCA
Molecule: messenger RNA, 2685 nt
Organism: Nicotiana attenuata
Lineage: Eukaryota; Viridiplantae; Streptophyta; Magnoliopsida; Solanales; Solanaceae
Exons: 2
Coding region: 729-2327 (532 amino acids)
Source: RefSeq, a predicted model, not a curated record